Molecule: messenger RNA, 1005 nt
Organism: Caenorhabditis elegans
Lineage: Eukaryota; Metazoa; Nematoda; Chromadorea; Rhabditida; Rhabditidae
Source: the annotation of a RefSeq genome assembly
AUGGGCAUUUUCAAGUUCACAGUGACUGUAUCUUUUUAUGGUAUACUGAUUAUUGGUUUCUUCCUGAAUUUAUUGAUUUUUCCAUUUUAUACGUAUGUUUACAAGAGGAAGAAGGAAAAUGAUGGAACGACACUUCUCUUUCCCAUUACAAAUCACUUUUAUAAAAUGGCCAGAACUGCAUAUAUUUUGCCAAUGUGUUCUGUUGUAAGUAUCAGUUUUGCUAAAUUAUACGAAUCAAAUGUUCCAACCAUCGCAAAAAUCUCAACUGGCGUAUUUCUCAUAACUACUUACACUUUGUUUGUUAUUAUUCAAGUCUAUCACUUAUACUUCCUGAUUGCAGUUAGAAGGUUUUUGCUUUAUUUCUUCCCCAAAACCGAGGAAAAUGUUUCGCCGACUCAGAACUUUUUGCAAAGAAAAGUGAAAUACAUUUAUUCAAUAUUUAUUGUCAAGGAUUUAAUAUUUUUACUGUGUCUUGAAAUUGGAAAAGCUACUGAAAGCAAAAGAAGAAUAGUCUUGGCUCAAAAUUGUUAUGCUGCCAUAUUCUUCUUUGUAAACCUUCUGAUCCUCAUAUCUGCUAUCCUCUACAUUCCAAUUGUGAGAAGUGUUGAAAAGCUUGCGAUUGUAUUAUCUGCUAAACAAAGCAAACCUCAAAAAUACAUUUUAUGGCAGACUAUGAUAGUUUUUAUUCUUAAAAUGGUAACUUCCUUCGUGUUUAUAGACAUUUUGAUUGAAGGAGCAGCUGAACCAAUUAAAGUUAUACCAUACAUCUUACUAACAGAUAUUGUGAUAACUCCUCUUAUAAUUCAAAUUUCAUGUUUGGGAUUUAACAAACGAAAUCUUGGAAUAUUGCUAUCAACUCUCAAUAUUCUGCAAUUUUCGAAUUUUGUAUUAAGAAAAACAUCAACUGUACAUCCGAUGACUAUAUCAGAGAAGAGUGAAACAAUGACAAGAAAGAAAUCGGAAACAUUGAAUAACAUAAUGAGAUUCCAGGAAUCGAGACUUUAA